AUGCCUCCCCGAAGCUCACUGACCAGCUCCUUCUCGGUGACUGAUGCCAACAACGAAGUGGUCUGUCCCUUGAAGAAUAACGAUGGUUCCAAUUGUCGCAAAAGAUGCUUAGGCCUUGCGCAGCUCGAUCCGUGCUACUCUGAAUUACAACUAAUCCGGUUGGUGCUUCAGGAAAAACGCUAUCGCUCUAUGCAGGAGCAUAUUCGACGUGCGCACCCGAACCACUACAUCCCGAAGCUCCCGGCCACCGAGGAGAGCUUCUUGAUGAUGGUGAACACCCCACUAGAACAACGAGUCCAGCUAUCUCCCCCAGAACCUCCUCAACCGAGGAGACCCCAUGAUGUGGCGCCGGAAAGAGAGAUCUAUGUUGCGGAUGGCUCCCCGGCCACCCCUCGAGCUCUCGAUGAACCCCACCCAGCUGCGGCCACUGCAGCAGUUGCGCUGGCACAAUUACACCACCACCGCCUGGCCUCGGAUUGGGAUACAGACAUGGAAACCCAUUCUGACACCGACUUGAGCCACCCACACAUGCGCUCGACCAUCGAACUUCCCCCACUUCGCGAUCAUUUCAAGGAGGAAUCUCUUCCCCCAUUUGCCCGGCCCCGCGAGCUUCUUCCAUCUAUUCUUAACCACUCGCCACCCGGUCGCUCAUCUACAUUACCACCAAUCCAGCGCCGAGACAAAUUUUCCCGCCCGCGCAAAUCCUCAAUCACCCAAUCUGCUCGGAAACCCAAGCAGGAUCGGCCUAGAACAAAGGAAUUUGGACGGAGACCAAGCCUUGGCGACCGCAAGGCCCUGUCAGCGGAGCCGCAAACUGCGGCUUGGGCGCAAGGCAAGCGCUGGGAGGAUUUGAUCGAAGCCGCGACGUCUGCGACCGAAGCGGACGAUGAGCACUACUCAGAGGCUGGCCGGUCGCCCACGAUUGCCCCACUACUCUCCAACGUGACGUCUGCUCCAUCUGGUGUGAAAAAUCGGUCUUCGCUACCACCCGCCUUCCAAUCCACAGGACUGCCUCCCAUUUCUUCACACCGGCCAUUCCCACCGCAUGCCUACGCCGCUUCGCCCUUGCACAAAGCAUUGACCCCACCACCGUACGAGAAUCACCGCGCCCGUGACAGCGACCUGGAACCAUUCCCAUCGAUUGAAUCGUCGCUCGAUUCCAUGUCAUCAGCAUCCGGCACCGGCAGAAAUUUCGCAUCAUCAAUUUCCGGAAUUGCGCCGUCCAUAAAUUCCGAUUCUAGCCCAGUCAUGAAUCUCAUUCCAUCCGUUUCUCAGCGCCAACAUCACCGGUUCUCGAAUCCCACACCAGCGUCAUUCCGCAACAAAGAAGUGCAGGUGUUUUGCGCCAACUGCAAACGAGCCUCCGCGCUGAAUGAGUGCUAUGCAUGUACAGAGUGCAUCUGUGGAGUUUGCCGCGAGUGUGUGGGCAUGUUUAUCUCGAGUCCGCCCGCUUCCUACCGAACCCCCGGCAAUGGGCUAUUAAACCAUGCACCGCAGGGGCCGACAAGUUACCCAGGCCCUCGCGGAUGUCCGCGAUGUCGAACAGUGGGUGGGAAGUGGAAGGCUUUCCAAAUUGACAUUAAGUGA
Penicillium soppii is the source of this 1587-nucleotide messenger RNA. RefSeq lists its product as uncharacterized. The record is from RefSeq and is a predicted model, not a curated record. Lineage: Eukaryota; Fungi; Ascomycota; Eurotiomycetes; Eurotiales; Aspergillaceae. The transcript is spliced from 5 exons. Bases 1 to 1587 code for a protein of 528 amino acids.